AAGCAUUCGUCACAGGUCCUCCGCGGGGCCACUCACAGCCCCCAUCCACGUCCCCAGACCCAGACUCGCACCUCGAUUGGGUCCAGGAACCUGGUUGACGAAGCGCGCAGUCUCGAACCGCGCGAUUGCUUUACCAGUCUCCAGCGAGGGCUUCUCCUAAAGCGCGGCUUGCCUCGUUGAUCUUCGUCACUGCGACCUCUCGCGUCGCUUCCUUCUGGUUUGUUUGUUUGUGUUGCUGCUGCUGCGAGGGGCGCUCUGGGGUUAGCUCGCUUGUCGGUUUCUUUGCUGUGCGGUUCCGUUCUGUAUCUCCCCCACCCGUCGUGGUUUAGUCGCCGUCCCCGCGGGGUGCUGCCGCCAUGGGGCUUACGUUCACGAAACUGUUCACGAAAUUGUUCUCGAAGCGGGAAAUGCGCAUUCUGAUGGUAGGUCUCGACGCAGCUGGUAAGACCACCAUUUUGUACAAGCUGAAGCUGGGCGAGAUCGUCACCACCAUUCCCACCAUCGGAUUCAAUGUGGAAACCGUAGAAUACAAGAACAUUAGUUUCACCGUUUGGGAUGUCGGAGGUCAGGACAAGAUCCGGCCACUGUGGAGGCAUUACUUCCAGAACACUCAAGGGCUGAUUUUCGUGGUGGACAGUAACGACAGAGAUCGUGUUGUGGAAGCUAGGGAUGAGCUCCAUCGCAUGCUGAAUGAGGACGAGCUGCGUGAUGCUGUCUUGCUGGUUUUUGCCAACAAGCAGGAUCUACCAAACGCCAUGAAUGCCGCCGAGAUUACUGACAAACUCGGACUCCACUCAUUGCGCCAACGCCAUUGGUACAUCCAGAGUACCUGCGCGACGUCUGGAGAAGGAUUAUACGAAGGGCUGGAUUGGUUGUCGAGCAACAUUGCCAAUAAGUCUUGAAUGAUGGUGCCUGUGAAUAUGGCGAGAUGCGAAACUUUGGGGACUCACGUGAUAACCCAUUAACUAAGGCAAAAGAAUGUAGUCCCGUAUUUUAGACUCGACUAGGUGUUGUAAGGUAGAUCUUCUGAUUUUUAAUGAUAACGUCGCUGUGUAUGAGUGCUUUGUUAGGCACGAUAUAUUGGAGGAACGUCUAUGCAAAUAUGCAACCAAGGUCCUUUAUCUAUCACU
Messenger RNA from Physcomitrium patens, 1130 nucleotides. Its product is annotated as ADP-ribosylation factor 2. The record is from RefSeq and is a predicted model, not a curated record. Lineage: Eukaryota; Viridiplantae; Streptophyta; Bryopsida; Funariales; Funariaceae. Gene Ontology annotation, molecular function: GTP binding; GTPase activity.